GAAGAUGGCGACUUCCAACAAUCCGCGAAAAUUCAGUGAGAAGAUCGCGCUGCACAACCAGAAGCAGGCGGAGGAGACGGCGGCCUUCGAGGAGGUCAUGAAGGACCUGAGCCUGACGCGGGCCGCGCGGCUGCAGCUUCAGAAGUCGCAGUACCUGCAGCUGGGCCCGAGCCGCGGCCAGUACUAUGGCGGGUCCCUGCCCAACGUGAACCAGCUGGGCAGCGGGGCCAUGGACCUGCCCUUCCAGACGCCCUUCCAGUCCUCAGGCCUGGACACCAGCCGGACAACGCGCCACCAUGGCUUGGUGGACCGGGUGUACCGGGAGCGGGGCCGCCUGGGCUCCCCCCACCGCCGGCCGCCAUCAGUGGACAAGCACGGGCGGCCGGCCGACGGCUGCCCCUACAGCACCGUGUACCUCUCGCCGCCCGCGGACUGCAGCUGGAGGAGGACGAACUCAGACUCGGCCCUGCACCAGAGCGCCAUGGCACCCACCCCGCCCGACUCCUUCCCAGGCCCCUCCCAGGACACACACCAGAAAAGAGUCCUCCUGCUCACCGUCCCGGGAAUGGAAGGUUCCGCGUCAGAGGCAGACAAGAACCUUUCCAAGCAGACGUGGGACACCAAGAAGGCAGGAUCCAGGCCCAAGUCCUGUGAGGUCCCUGGGAUCAACAUCUUCCCAUCUUCGGACCAAGAGAACACCGCCACCCUGGUCCCUGCCACCCACAACACGGGGGGAUCCCUGCCCGACCUGAGCAACAUCCACUUCCCUCCACCGCUCCCCACGCCGCUGGACCCCGAGGAGCCCGCCUUCCCCGCCUUCCCUGGGAGCCCCGACUCCAGCCUCACGCACCCAGGCCUCGGCGCCGGCCAGGGGAUGAGCACGCCCAGCUCCUCUCCACAGCACCGGGCCUCCGGUGUCAGCCCCCUGUCCUUGAGCACCGAGGCCAGGCGGCAGCAGGCGCAGCAGGUGGCGCCCACCUUGUCCCCCCUGUCUCCCAUAACUCAGGCCGUGGCCAUGGACGCCCUGUCUCUGGAGCAGCAGCUGCCUUACACCUUCUUCACGCAGGCCGGCCCCCAGCCGCCCCUGACGCGAGGCCCGCAGCUGCCCCCGCUGGCCGCCGCUGCACCGUCCCCCCUCCCCCAGUCCCCCCCAGACGCCUCGGGCCAGACUUCCAUGGGGAUGGACGUGGCCUCGGCACCGGCUCUGCAGCAGUACCGCACGGGCGCCAGCUCCCCGGCCAACCAGUCGCCCACCUCACCUGUCUCCAACCCUGGCUUCUCCCCCGGGAGCUCCCCACAGCACUCCUCGGGCCUGGCCGGCGUGUUUGGAGACGCGUACUAUGAGCAGCAGAUGGCCGCCCGGCAGGCCAACGCACUGUCCCACCAGCUUGAGCAGUUCAACAUGAUGGAGAGCGCACUGGGCUCCAGCGCCCUCUACAGCCCAGGCGCGGCGCUCAGCUACUCGCAAGCCACCAUGAUGGGCCUUACAGGCAGCCAUGGGACCCUGCAGGACGCACCUCCACUGGGCUACGCCAGCCACGGCAGCAUCCCCAACAUCAUCCUCACAGUGACCGGCGAGUCCCCCCCGAGCCUGUCUAAAGAACUGACUGGCUCCCUGGCUGGAGUCAGUGACGUCAGCUUCGAUGCUGACAGCCAGUUCCCCCUGGAUGAGCUGAAGAUCGACCCCCUGACCCUGGACGGCUUGCACAUGCUCAACGACCCGGACAUGGUCCUGGCUGACCCGGCCACGGAGGACACCUUCCGGAUGGACCGCCUGUGAGCGGCUGCGGCGCAGUGCUCCCCAACACGCGCCCCCAGUGGGGGGACGGCCACGCUCCGUCUGUCUGUCCCCGCCAAGGCUGAGCUUGUGAUUUGAGCUUACAGCGCUGCCAGCGUCCCGCCGGCCCGGCCCGGCCAUCCUCCCGCUGACGCUCGCUGGCUGCAGGGGCCAGGCCCCGACCGGUCCCCUCCACCCCAUUGCCAAGACUGGGCACGUGCGCGCUCGGGGGCUGGGCCUGCAGGGGCCGGGCUGGGUCUGACUGUUUCCGCUCUCACUGUCUCCACGGAGCCUGGCACAGGGCAGAGUGGACCCGCAGGGUGCCCGCCCUGGGGCCCCUGGGGCCCCGGGAGGGCGGGCCGGGAGUGUCGGGUGCGGGCCAGCCCGCCCAGCCUGUUCCCAUGGCACCCUGCCCUCCACGAUGCUGUUAUUUGGGGCCUGCCCCAGCGGGCGUCUUUGCGUGGGGCUGCGUCCUGCGCCUCCCUCUCCAUUUCUAUUUACAUUUUCGUUGUAGACACUAGCCGAUCGUUUCCGGCCGCACGCCUGCGCGCAUGUUUUAUCACCCGCACCCCUCCGUCCCAUCCUGACGCUGCCUGGAAACGAGGCUCACAAGCCCCAAGUCUGGCUCUGGGGUUUUGGCCCCCAGAUUCUUCCGGAAGAAGAGGGAGGGCGGCGGCAGGGCCGGCGCCUGGCCGGGACUGGUGGGAGGCCAUGUGGGCCACAGGGCCCGCCUGCGGGGCUGUGUGUAACCAUUUCGGCUC
Molecule: messenger RNA, 2538 nt
Organism: Dipodomys ordii (Ord's kangaroo rat)
Lineage: Eukaryota; Metazoa; Chordata; Mammalia; Rodentia; Heteromyidae
Gene: Crtc1
Product: CREB regulated transcription coactivator 1
Exons: 15
Coding region: 5-1780 (591 amino acids)
Biological process (GO): protein homotetramerization; positive regulation of transcription by RNA polymerase II
Cellular component (GO): nucleus; cytoplasm
Molecular function (GO): cAMP response element binding protein binding
Source: RefSeq, a predicted model, not a curated record